Messenger RNA from Phragmites australis (common reed), 1143 nucleotides. RefSeq names its product protein FANTASTIC FOUR 3-like. Lineage: Eukaryota; Viridiplantae; Streptophyta; Magnoliopsida; Poales; Poaceae. The record is from RefSeq and is a predicted model, not a curated record. The coding region runs from base 171 to 1010 and encodes 279 amino acids. The transcript is spliced from 2 exons.
UCUUUCUCCACCUCUCCUUUUCUCCCAGUAUAUAUAUCUCUCUCUGCGUCACAAGUCAGAACAACACUAAAAUUAGAGUCAAGCUCUCAGCCCUGACACCAUAUCUGGAUUAAAUUGACUCAUUUGCAGUUGCAGUGCAUGUUCUCGAGAGAUAGUGAGAUAAGCAGUUGAUGGCCUCGCAGAUGGCGAUGGACGGCGGGCUGAGGCGGCUGUUCGAGAAGCCGUUGCCGGAGAACCCGACGCUGCUGGAGGCGCUGUCGGCGUGUAACCAUCGCAUCCACCCCAAAAAGCCCAUCGACCCGGCGUCCGUCACCGAGAUCUUCGGCGAGCUCCACUUCCAAGAGAAGCAGCCCGACCGAACCGUCCUGCCGCAGCCGCCGGCGCCUCGCCCUCCUGCCCGCACGACGUCGUGGCUCGACGUCGCCGCCGAGGCCGAGAAGAGCAAGGACGACUCGUCGCUGGACGCGCUCCUGAGGCCCAAGCCGGCGAGCACUGUGGCGACCGUGAAGAGGAGCGCGAGCUUCUGCAUGAAGAAGAGCUCCGCGUCCCUGCUGCUCUGCACCGAGGGGCUUGGCUCCGAGAGCACCGUGGACGCCGACGACAUGCUCAAGGACGGCGACACCGAGGUCAAGACCGCCGCGCUCAGCGGCCACAGCAAGGACACGGGUAUGGACCGCACAGAAGUGGACUGCGCCGGCGCCGCGGGGGCGGGGGAGGAGGAGGAGGGGAAGCGGCCGCUGUCGUUCCCGCCGCCGAUACGAUCGAUCGGGCGCGGCGGGAAGCCGUGCGUGUGCUUCAGGUCGUUCCGGGCGGAUGGGCGGUUCGUACUGAUGGAGGUGGUGAUCCCCGGCAAGGAGCUCCUGCAGGCGUACCGCGAGGGCGGACGACUGAGGCUGCAGUUCGCCAACGUCGCCGCUGCUGCCGCCGCCGCCGCUGAUGUGGGCGUUGACGAGGAGACGCGUGGAGAAGAUGAUGACCAAGCCAAGAACGCAUGCAUAAACGAGAGCUAAGUGGCAUGGUGUGUCCUUGAUGUAUACUUGGUAUACUUAACUUGCACACGUUAAGAUAUUAUUUGGCAAAACUCUACUUCCGAGAUCUAUAUAGGAUUUAGAGUUUAUAGAAUAAAAUAAAAUUAUUUAAAUA